CUCCCAUAUCUCUGAUUUCGUCUUUCAUUUAUUUUUGUCUCUCAGAAGUCUCUUUCUUUUCUUGGUCAUUCUUCUUGUUUUCUCUUCGUUAGCUUCCCUGGGCUGAUCGGAGUGAAUCUCAUUCCAAUUUUUGCUUGAUAUGGCUUCACAUACCCCCAAGAAUAUCCUCAUCACUGGGGCUGCUGGAUUUAUCGCAUCUCAUGUUGCCAACCGGCUGAUUCGGAACUAUCCUGACUACAAGGUGGUUGUGCUGGACAAACUUGAUUACUGUUCUAAUUUGAAGAAUCUCCUUCCUUCAAAAUCAUCUCCCAACUUCAAGUUCGUCAAGGGUGACAUUGGAAGUGCUGACCUUGUCAACUACCUUCUCAUAACCGAGUCCAUUGAUACCAUUAUGCACUUUGCUGCUCAGACCCAUGUGGACAAUUCAUUUGGUAACAGCUUUGAGUUCACCAAGAAUAACAUAUAUGGUACUCAUGUCCUACUGGAAGCCUGCAAGGUCACUGGCCAGGUCAAAAGGUUCAUUCAUGUGAGCACAGAUGAGGUCUAUGGGGAGACAGAUGAAGAUGCUGUAGUGGGAAAUCAUGAGGCUUCUCAACUUCUUCCCACAAACCCAUAUUCUGCAACAAAAGCUGGAGCAGAAAUGCUUGUCAUGGCCUAUGGUAGAUCAUAUGGGUUGCCGGUGAUCACAACCCGUGGAAACAAUGUUUAUGGGCCAAAUCAAUUUCCUGAGAAGUUAAUUCCAAAGUUCAUCCUUUUGGCUAUGCAAGGAAAGCCUCUUCCAAUUCAUGGGGAUGGUUCCAAUGUGAGGAGUUAUUUAUAUUGUGAAGACGUUGCCGAGGCUUUUGAAGUAAUCCUUCACAAGGGAGAGGUUGGUCAUGUUUACAAUAUCGGUACUAAGAAGGAAAGGAGAGUUAUCGAUGUAGCCAAAGAUAUAUGUACUCUUUUCAAAAGGGACCCGGAAACUAGUAUAAAAUUUGUGGAUAACAGACCAUUCAAUGAUCAGAGGUAUUUUCUGGAUGAUCAAAAGCUGAAGAACUUGGGUUGGUCCGAGAGGACCACAUGGGAAGAGGGGUUGAAAAAAACCAUGGAAUGGUAUAGUAAGAAUCCUGACUGGUGGGGUGAUGUCUCUGGAGCAUUGCUUCCUCAUCCAAGGAUGCUGAUGAUGCCUGGAGGAAUGGAGAAAUUUUUUGACGGAUCUGAAGAUGACAAGUCUGAAUCUUACGGCUCAACUAAUCCUACAAUGGUUGUUCCCUCACCCAAGAGUGCUGGUUCGCAGCAGAAACCUCCUUUGAAGUUCUUGAUUUAUGGUAGAACGGGUUGGAUCGGGGGUCUAAUAGGAAAACUAUGUGAGAAACAAGGGAUUCCAUAUGAAUAUGGAAAAGGGCGGCUACAGGAUCGUGUAUCUCUCUUGGCAGAUAUAUUGAAUGUGAAGCCAACUCAUGUUUUUAAUGCAGCAGGAGUCACUGGCAGACCCAAUGUUGAUUGGUGUGAAUCUCACAAAACAGAAACCAUCCGCACCAAUGUUGUUGGUACUUUAACAUUGGCUGAUGUCUGCAGAGAGCAUGACCUCUUGAUGAUAAACUAUGCCACUGGGUGUAUAUUUGAGUAUGAUGCAGCACAUCCUCAGGGUUCUGGCAUUGGAUUUAAAGAGGAAGACAAGCCCAAUUUCACUGGUUCUUUCUAUUCCAAAACUAAGGCCAUGGUUGAAGAACUUCUGAAAGAAUAUGACAAUGUCUGCACCCUCAGGGUUCGCAUGCCAAUCUCAUCUGAUCUGAACAACCCACGCAACUUCAUCACCAAGAUAUCUCGCUAUAACAAAGUGGUCAACAUUCCAAACAGCAUGACUAUCUUGGAUGAACUUCUGCCUAUUUCCAUUGAGAUGGCAAAGCGAAACUUAAGGGGCAUCUGGAACUUCACAAACCCUGGUGUUGUCAGCCACAAUGAGAUCCUUGAGAUGUACCGAGACUACAUCAACCCCAGCUUCAAGUGGACCAAUUUCACCCUGGAGGAGCAAGCCAAAGUAAUAGUUGCUCCCAGGAGCAACAAUGAGAUGGAUGCAUCAAAGUUGAAGAAAGAGUUCCCAGAAUUGCUUUCCAUAAAGGAAUCGCUGAUCAAGUAUGUGUUCGAGCCAAACAAGAAAACUGGUAAAAACUAGCAGCAUUGAGACAUCAGAACUCUUCUGCUCUGCAAAUUGUCGUCAGAUUACAUGGCUUUUAGAUUCUUUAUUCAUCAUUUCAUUGUUAGUUAUAUGCAGUUACCGGGUGUAGUGGUUAAUAAUCAUGGUUCUUUUCACCUGUCAUUCCUAAUUAUUUAGUGUUGUCUACUGUUAAAUAGUUUUAUGUUCUCUGCAAACUUGUUUUAAUUAAUUCUUCUGUUGCUAAUAAUAUCCCAUUUUGUCGAUCAUUCUUGUAUCUCCUUGGCAUUGAGAUAUAAAUUUAAUUUCCUUGUUUCACUAAGUAACCAGUUGAUGUAUUCGAACAUUGACCUUCUAUGUAAUUACCCAUUAUUUUUUGUA
Molecule: messenger RNA, 2515 nt
Organism: Neltuma alba
Lineage: Eukaryota; Viridiplantae; Streptophyta; Magnoliopsida; Fabales; Fabaceae
Product: trifunctional UDP-glucose 4,6-dehydratase/UDP-4-keto-6-deoxy-D-glucose 3,5-epimerase/UDP-4-keto-L-rhamnose-reductase RHM1
Exons: 3
Coding region: 140-2155 (671 amino acids)
Biological process (GO): nucleotide-sugar metabolic process
Molecular function (GO): dTDP-glucose 4,6-dehydratase activity
Source: RefSeq, a predicted model, not a curated record